AUGGCAUCGAUUCUACGAGCUGUAUCAGGAAGUUCGUCAUCGAGUGUGAAUACAUCUAGUCCAACAAAUGAUAUAGGCAAACGAUUAACUAAAUGGGCACUUGUUAUCGGAGUACCAACAGCAGUUUGUGUUGCUGCUUAUUUAGUUUAUCGACAACAACAAGGUCAAGCUAAAAAAUCAGCAAUUAGACGUUCAUCAUUAUCUACACCAUCGACAACUUUAACAGCAACAACAACGACAUCAUCAACAACUAAAGCUGGUGGUGAUGCAGUUUUAACAUCGAAAACUCGAACAAAAGAUCGUUUAAUUCUAGCAAUUGAAUUAAAAAAUGAAGGAAAUAUUAAAUACCGUGAAAAAAAAUUUAAUGAAGCUAUUGAAGCUUAUACUCAAGCAAUCAACACUUGUCCAGUUGAAUCAACUGAAGAACUUUCACAGUUUUAUCAAAAUCGAGCUGCAGCAUGGGAAUCAUUAAAAAUUUAUGAUAAAGUUAUUGAAGAUUGUUCACGUGCUAUUGAACUUAAUCCAAAAUAUAUUAAAUGUAUUCAAAGACGUGCACGUGCUGCUGAAACAGUUAAUAAUUUUGAAUUGGCACUUGAAGAUUAUUCAACUCUAUGUUUUCUUGAUUCAUAUCAGCCAUCAUAUAUUAUGGCCGCUGACAAAGUACUUACUAGUCUUGCCAGACAAUAUGUUGAAAAAUUGCCUACAAGUACUGCAGAAUUAUCAAAUGAUAGUGUUCGUACAUCAUUAAAUGAAUUUGAAGAUGAUCCAGUUUUAUCUUCAAUAUUUAUUAAUGAAGUUCGUACAACACAACCAGAUAGUCCAUUAGCACGUGCUUAUCAAGCAUAUGAUGAAUGUCGUUUUACUGAUAUACCAUCAUUAUGUACACAAGAACUUGAAUUAUCAAUAUUAUCACCAUAUAAAUUACAUGCAUUAUUACUUCGUGGUUCAUUUUAUUUACUGAUGGGUAAUUAUAUAGAAGCAUUAGCUGAUUUUAAUAGUGUUAUUAAUGAUCUAAAUGCUACAGAAAUGAUGAAAAUAAUUGGAAAAUUAAAACGUGCUAAUACAAAAAUUCAUCAACGUGAUCUAGAAGGAGCAAUGUAUGAAUAUGAUCAAUGUGUUAAAACCCAUCCAAAUGCAUGUACACCUUAUGUUCAUCGUGGCAUGAUUAAAACCUUACUAGAAAAUUAUUUCGAAGCUCAUAAUGAUUUCAUUGAAGCACUUAAUAUAUCCCCAACAAAUCUUCGAGCUAAAUAUCAAAAAUUGAUUAAUGAUGCAAAAAUAGGAAAAAAAGAACGUAAAUCUGAACGUAUUGAACAAGCCUUAGCAAGUUUUGAAGAAUAUUAUGAUACAUGCAAACAAGAUAUUUAUUAUGCACUUGCAUUAAUAUCUUGUUAUUUGGAUAAUGAUCGAAAAGAUAAAGCACUUGAAUAUUUGUAUAAAUUUAAUAAAGAAAUUCCAGAUAAUCCAACAUUAAUAGCACUUAAAGCUAAUUGUUUAAUGUCAACUGGUGCAUCAAAUAACAAUGAAUCUGAAAAAUUAUUUACACGAGCUCUUGAACUUGAUCCAUCAAAUGAAACUGUUCUAACGAUGUUUGCUAUAUUUAAAUGCAAUCGAAAUCAAUUUGAAGAAGCAGCAAAUUUAUAUGAACGUACAAUACGUUGUAGCCGUGGGGAAGAAAAACUUAUACAAUAUGCGGCUUUACUCUAUGCUAUUCGUGCACAAGGACGAGCUAUUAAAAGACUUGAUCUCAAUUUUCCAGGUGGAUUUCCACAAGCCAAUAGUCCAUUAACCAGUUGGAUGGGUAGAAUGGUCUAA
This is a messenger RNA of Rotaria sp. Silwood1, 1815 nucleotides long. NCBI's taxonomy places the organism in Eukaryota, Metazoa, Rotifera, Eurotatoria, Philodinida, Philodinidae. The record is from the annotation of a GenBank genome assembly.